Molecule: messenger RNA, 1188 nt
Organism: Chroicocephalus ridibundus (black-headed gull)
Lineage: Eukaryota; Metazoa; Chordata; Aves; Charadriiformes; Laridae
Gene: GCM1
Product: glial cells missing transcription factor 1
Exons: 5
Coding region: 1-1188 (395 amino acids)
Biological process (GO): regulation of transcription by RNA polymerase II; gliogenesis
Cellular component (GO): nucleus
Molecular function (GO): DNA-binding transcription activator activity, RNA polymerase II-specific; RNA polymerase II cis-regulatory region sequence-specific DNA binding
Source: RefSeq, a predicted model, not a curated record
AUGCUGAAAGGUGCAGAUGAUGCUGUUUUGGAGCAGGAGGACUCUGCUUCCCGACGUGGAGAAAUGACAAGUUGGGAUAUCAAUGACAUCAAACUUCCCCAGGAUGUAAGACAAAUAGACUGGUUUCAAGAAUGGCCAGAUUCCUACGUAAAACAUAUCUAUAGUUCAGAGGAUAAAAAUGCUCAGAGGCACCACAGCAGCUGGGCAAUGAGAAACACCAACAACCACAAUUCUCGCAUCUUAAAAAAGUCCUGCCUUGGGGUGCUGGUCUGCAGCAACGACUGCUUGACCUUGGAUGGGAGGAAGAUCUACCUAAGACCAGCCAUAUGUGAUAAAGCUAGGCAAAAACAACAGCGGAAAUGCUGUCCAAACUGCAAUGGACCCCUGCGGCUCCUUUCCUGCCGAGGCCAUGGCGGUUACCCAGUUACCAACUUCUGGAGGCAUGAAGGCCAAUUCAUUUUUUUUCAGUCCAAAGGAGCUCAUGACCAUCCACGUCCAGAAACAAAACUAGAAGCAGAAGCACGAAGGUCAAUCCAAAAAGCACAGACAGCUUUUUCUCCAUCUUCUCCAAGAUUAAAAAGAAUCCGGGAGGUUGAGUCUCUGCCAGGUGCAACGCCGACGCGGGAGGCUCCUUUGCUCCUUUCCAAGCCGGAUGCUUACCCACAACCUGUUAAUUUUGGGGGACAUGUAAGCAAAAGCUCCCGGGAGCCGAUGCUGGGCAGCUGCUCUGGGCGGACACCGUUCCCAAGGGCAGCUGGGGAGGACGAGGGCUCCAGAGAGCUGCCAACCUGGAGCAGGAUCCCAUCCCUGGGGAGGACCUCCAUCGCCGGGAGGCCUUGCCGGAGCCCUGCCAUCCCGCCCUGCUCAGCCCCUUCCCCCCGGCACUGUGCCCACCCCAGCAGCCAGCACGUCCUGCCUGUGAUGAAGGGUGGCCAAGGCCCCUUCAGGCCUAACGCUGGCCCUUCAGGGGAUGGAUCCCCUCCAGCAUACAGUGGCAGCUGCCUCCAUCCGCCGCCCUACCCUGCACCUCAGGGUGGGCCCUGCCCCAUGGCGAGCGGGGCACACCACCACCGACAGCUCUUGGCGCCUCCAAGGGGAAAGCAAGGAGAUGGGGGCGAGGGAGGGAGACAUAUGGGUCUCAGCUACUGCCGGGACGACAUGUUUUUUAACCUGUACCCAUUACGGUGA